CUUUCACAACAUGCUGUGAUCCGAGAGUUAACUUCAACAAGUUUUUGUACCUGGCAUACAGCCUAUAAUCCUGGCUGCAGCGAUUCAUUAGCAGAUCUAGAGAGUUAUCAAAAAGAGGCAUUUCCCUCUUUUAUAUAUUUGAUCUUUCAAUUGAAAAGUUGUUCACCCUGACGCCAUAGCUCCUUCUCAAAGCAUUGUAAUUACCACCAGAAGCUUCCUUCCCUUAAACCUUCUCGGGUCAGGUUGCUCAUUAUUCGUUCAUAAGCUUCCACUAGCGGGAAGUUCCUUCCUUCGCAACGAUACUUUCUCCACGUCAUCUGGUAUUUUUAAACCAUCAUACUGGUACAAUAAGGGACCUGCAGCACACGUCAAGAAAAAAGUCACCUCACUUUCUCCAAAAUGAAGUACUCCAUCACAGCUCUAGUUGCGCUCGCAUCAGCUGCUACAGCACAUUUCACCCUCGGCUAUCCAGCAGUUCGUGGGUUCGAUGAAGACAAACUUGGUCAAUUUCCAUGUGGAUCAUUUGAUACAGUCUCCGCAACCCGAACACCAUGGCCAUUGACAGGAGGUUCGAUUGGGCUUGAAAUGGGGUAUGUCUCUCGUCCAAUUGCAGAAGAAGAGAGAUCCAAUAUCUAACAAAUCACCUAGUCAUGUCAGUUCCACAAUCCAAGUAACCAUCGCCUUUGGCAACAACCCCGGCUCCUCCUUCAACACCAUCCUCAAACGACCAAUCUCCCAAAACGGCCUUGGAUCCUUCUGCAUGACCGGAAUUACUCUUCCCUCAAAUGUCAACGUUACAAGCGGUAGCAAUGCCACCAUCCAGGUCAUCACGAACGGAGAUCCAAGUGGUGGUUUGUACAACUGCGCCGACAUUACAUUUUCGUCCACAGUUACAGAACCAAGCAGUGAUGUAUGCAGGAACAACACUGGUGUUACUGCUACGGUAGCUGCCAGUCAAAGACAACCCAAUGAGACAACGAGUGGAUCGACUACUGGUGGUGCUACUCCAAGUCCUACGGCUAAGAGUGGUGCUGUGAAUUUGCAUGCGGGAGUUAGUGGUUUGAUUCUUGCUGGACUUGCAGGUGUGUUUGUGGUGGUUUUGUAAGGGAGCAUAAAUGUAUUGAGAUAGGCGUUCAUGCGAGGGAAUGAGUUCAUGAGUUAUAUUUGCCAUAAUGACCUUUUCAUCAACAUUUCUUUCAGUGUCAGGCGACGAUUCUCAAUGAAUCCUAGGUAUCAAUUUGCUUUUUAGAUCCAAAUUCGACACGAGUUUCUACGUCACUACUAAGCAAGAGACCUUUUCCUUUGACUAAGCCUCAGUACACGUACCAGGACUCGUGGCCAUGUUUCAAGAGCUCAAAACUAUGUUCCUUUCCCCGAGGAUACCUUGGAUGACUCGCAGGUCAAGCAAUUCCAGAAUCAGGGACCAGUCUUUUGAGGUAUAAGGUUG
Hymenoscyphus albidus is the source of this 1447-nucleotide messenger RNA. The record is from the annotation of a GenBank genome assembly. Lineage: Eukaryota; Fungi; Ascomycota; Leotiomycetes; Helotiales; Helotiaceae.